AUGCCAUUCAACAUGUUCAAGGCAUUCGGAACAUCCUCUUCUCGCAAUCCCAAUAAUCAUCGUCCUGAUCGCGCAGUCUACAAUGACUACGAGAAUGGAUUUCCAAAACCAGAUCAUCACGAAUCCAUUCCUCCUCCACAGCUGAGAAGGCAUGACACACUGACAAGAAAAAGGAUGGAGCCAGUAUUCACUCCUGUUCCAUCACGUGCGCCUACUGAUGGAGAUGAAUACUACGAUGGCUACGUUCGGGUGGAUAAUCCACAGACUAUUCUAGGGGGAAGUCUCAACGCCCGCCCCACAAGACCAGAAGAUGGGGCCUCUCGGGCAGAUUCUUUCAGUCACGGCAGUGUCUCAGGUCGUCACAUGCCUGACGAUCCUGUUAUCACCCAAAUUCACAGAUCUGAUGACUCAGGGAGCGAUCACACUGUUGAGGCGCUCAGAACGCCAAUGUCUAGUUACUCUAAUGCGAGAGUGGCUUCUGUACACACGCCGGGUAAUUACCCGGGGAAGACCCCUACUAAUAUAUACGGGGACGGCCACGAGAUUCGUCCGAUGCGACACGAAGAAAUCCAUCCAGGAGGCCGGGCACCUCACUCAGGUAGCCACGGUCCUAUCUAUUACAUCAUCCCUGGCGGGGUGAGUGUUAUAUUCCAAGACGAAUACGGGAAUGAAGUCGCGAGAGUUGGCGAUUUCAGCGGGCGUCCUGCACCACGUCCUGCACCCUUUAUUGUGCAGGACAAACAUGGGCGUGAGAUUUACAGGAUUGACUAUAGCUAUGAAGGCCUCGAUCACGAGAGGCCCUACCGUCCCAGGGAUCCAAGAAUGGUUAUGAUGGAUCCCAAUCAACAUAGUUCAAAACGCCCAAGGGGUUACUCGUCCCAGAACUACCACUCUGAUCCCUACAGGCACUAUGAUGACUACUCGUCUCAGAAAUACCACUCCGAUCCCUCGUACAGGCACCACGAUAACUAUUCGUCCCAUAGAUAUCACUCCGAUCCCUCGUACAGGCACCACGAUGACUAUUAUCAUGAGAACAGGGGUAGAGGCUACAGGGAUAGAGACUACAGGGAUAGAGACUACAGAGAUCCCUACCGAGACAGGGAAUAUAGAGACAAGGAAUAUCGAGACAAGGAAUACAGGGACAAGGAAUACAGAGACAAGGAAUACAGAGACAGGGAAUACAGAACCCGGGAUCACCGGGACAGACACCCACGAGAUAAGGGCCACCGUGGAAGGGAUGAUUGGCAGCCCGAGGACCAGCCACGAGGAUCGCAACCACCAACGCACAGGUCAAACAGUCACCGCAGCCACGCUUCCUCGAGCAGGUCUGAGAGGCAAUUUUCACAGUGA
Molecule: messenger RNA, 1350 nt
Organism: Suillus clintonianus
Lineage: Eukaryota; Fungi; Basidiomycota; Agaricomycetes; Boletales; Suillaceae
Exons: 9
Coding region: 1-1350 (449 amino acids)
Source: RefSeq, a predicted model, not a curated record